Messenger RNA from Arabis nemorensis, 297 nucleotides. NCBI's taxonomy places the organism in Eukaryota, Viridiplantae, Streptophyta, Magnoliopsida, Brassicales, Brassicaceae. The record is from the annotation of a GenBank genome assembly.
AUGGCUCCUCCUCCCAAUCUCCACCCUCUAGACUCUCCCCUCGAACUGGAUCUAUCCUAUCCUCUCUAUCAAGCUUCUGUCCCGGCGCGAAUGCCGAGGAACCACUCCGAUGAGAUGAUAGAGAGGAACCCUUACCGGCGUUUAAGCUUUGGCUCCUUUAGUCUCGGAUCCAGCUUUGAUGGAGCCGAAGAAACAAGCCUAAUUUUCGUCGGUUACCCCGGCGAGACACCUCCGGGUCUUCACGGCCUUGGUAAUCUGCUUUCCGUCGUUCUCUAUGAUGUAUGGCGAGUUCUCUAA